This is a messenger RNA of Gongylonema pulchrum, 522 nucleotides long. NCBI's taxonomy places the organism in Eukaryota, Metazoa, Nematoda, Chromadorea, Rhabditida, Gongylonematidae. The record is from the annotation of a GenBank genome assembly.
CCUCAUCCACGUGAACGCUUCUCCAGUCGUGCAUCUGUCACUAGCAGUGCCUCAUGCUCCAUUACUGGUAGUUUUCCGGAUCCAGAUUACCGUGUCAUAUCGUUGCAUGAUAAACCAAAGCCUGGCAAAUUGGCAGAUUUCAUUCCGGAAGUGGAGCGAAAAGCUAGAAUCGGUAGCAGCUUUGACCAGGACGACGGUGCUUCUGCCUACAGCUCUAGCUUCUCCAGACGAGGAAGCGAUGUUGAUGGUACCAUUGACGAGGAUGGCGAAGCACCGCGUGUACUCAGAAACUACGAUGUUGUUCCUGUUCGAAGUGUGACAACAUCGCCUAUACAGCACAAAAUCAGUUACUGGAUGAAAAAAGAUGAGGAAGCAACAAUGUCACUGCCACGAAAUAUUUCUGGAGGCGAAUAUCGCCGGAAUGGUUUUGUGGUGCCACAAUCGCGUCCAGUUGCCGCCAGUGCUACCAACAUUUCAGAGAUUCAGGUAAUGGUCGAAAAUGAAAAGACCGCUGAAUCAUAA